CGCGGCCAGGGCGCCGCCUGCUGGGUCGACCCUGGGGCCGGAGACGCCACAGGCCCCGAGGAGCACUCCGAGCGGGUCCAGCUGCAGGCCCUGCUCGAGGCCGCCUCGGAGGUGGCCCGCGCCCUGCGCCGCGACUGCGCGACCUGGACGGACCACGACAUGACGGAGCUCGCGGCCUGCGGCGGCGACAGCCUCGCCGACCCGAGCAUGUUCGCCGCGCAGUUCCGCGCGAGGGGCUCCGCGUCCCGGUACCCCCGCGGGCACAUGGCAUCCAGUAUGUACGUGGUGGGCGUCCUGGUGACCUCGGCGCUGUGGGUCAGCUCGGAGGAGGGCCCGCUGAGGAACCGGCGGCUCUCUACCCUGGUCCAAAUCUGCGCCACGAGAAGAAUUGCUUCUUAG
Prorocentrum cordatum is the source of this 399-nucleotide messenger RNA. The record is from the annotation of a GenBank genome assembly. Lineage: Eukaryota; Dinophyceae; Prorocentrales; Prorocentraceae.